AUGAGUUACCCAGGGGAUAACACAGGAAGUAGACCUUACUACAACAGCAGAGGCUCCUCGUACCGUGGAAGGGCUUACCGAGGAAGCCGCGGGGGAGGACAUGGCCCUGCAAGAUACCAAUAUAACGGACACAGCUACGCCGACAAUAAUUCAGAGCGCUAUGGAACAGGUUCCAAUCCGUAUCGUGGCAACUACCGUAACGAUAUCUACGAUUCGCCUCGCACGAGCCAUGGCAGCCCGGGAAAUGGAACAGGCUAUGUAGAGUCAUUCCAGCGGUUUGAAAAAAGGCCCUCCUCGUCGUCUUCCAGCCACGAAUCGUGGUCGUCACCAAAGCAACCGCAGCAGGAAACUCGCCCACAGGAGCCUCAAGUAUCGGAGAACACGACCAAGGUUUCCCAGCCGAUAAAAUCACAUCUCACUGACUCUCCAAUGUACCAUCUUACGGGGCUAGAUGAAUACACAAUUGAUGAACCAGAGAGGUCUAGAAUACGGUCAGUGCUGCGAGAAGAUGGUGAGAUCGAUCUAAAGUUGGAAGAACAAAAGCUACAGCUGUGCAAGAGCGAGUUGGAGCUGGGACUUUUGAGUACCCAGUCCGAAAAAGAUGCUCUAAAUGUGCAAUUGACGCAAGAAACGCUAGAUGCCAUUCUACUGAUGCAAUAG
Molecule: messenger RNA, 660 nt
Organism: Lachancea sp. 'fantastica'
Lineage: Eukaryota; Fungi; Ascomycota; Saccharomycetes; Saccharomycetales; Saccharomycetaceae
Source: the annotation of a GenBank genome assembly